AUGGCCGUCGUCGUUGUCCCCACGCGAGAAGCAGCUCGUCGUUUCGUCGUUUUUUCAGCCGAACGACGCGUGGGAGGCAAAGGAAAAGGAGGAAGAAGGAGGAGGAAAAGCAGAAGUCGUUCCAGACUGAAUGCGAGGAGAAAAAGCGGCGACGACGAUAUAGAUGAUGAUGAAGAUGAUGAGAGUAGUGUUAUUCACGAGGACAGGAUAAACAGCAGCGACAGCAGUGAGUCGUCUUUUUCUUCUGCUGCUGCUGCCGAUGAUGACGAUAAUAAGAAUACAAAAGAACAGUUGAAAGAAGAAGAUUCAGAAAGUUUCCUGUACGAAGAAGUGGAGGAAGAAAUCGAAGUGGAAUACACGGCGAUGGACCACGUUUCAGAUUUUAUUGCGGAAGUGCGAGACAAGCGGAAUGAAAUCAGUCGAGCGUGUUUCGGCAGUUUUGAGAGAGCGCCAGUAACGCCGGAGUAUUUGAGAAGUUCGAGAGGACGGUUGGACGCGCCGACGGAACUGAUAUCGCUGGCGUUGGUAUCGGUUGCGUUGGCGGUUUCCAAGACCGUGCGAACGAAUAAAGAGAAGAAGGAGACGUUUAUUCGAAACGAAAAGUGGACGGUAGUGAAAGCGUUUCAGGAGUUGAAAAGAAUAGACGGUCAAGAGAACGACGCUUCGGUGGAAAUGCGAUUGUACGACGAGGGGGAUUUAAGACGCGACUUGGAAAAGAAACAGAAAAAAUUGGACGAGAAACGCGCGAAGGAAUUGGAGAGACGCGAGUUGAGAGACGAAAAAGAACGCUUAAGAGAGGAAGAGGAAGAGAAGGAGCGACAGAGAUUACUCGAGAUUGAGCGUAAAAAAGAAGAAGAGGAAGAACGAAAACGAGAACAAGUACGCGCCGAAUUUCGAUUGAAACAAGCCGAGGAGCAAGAGCGGUUGAAAAAACGCGAAGAAGAAGAAGCGGCGAGGAAGAGGAAAGAGUUGGAGGAGGAUAGGAAACGGAGAGAGGAAAAGAUGCGAUUGGAACGAGAGGCUUUAGAAGCGGAACGAUUGCGACGAAAGAAAAUAUCGGAAGAGCGCGAGGAAAAAACGUUUGACAUUCAGGCGAACAUUAAAGUCGAAGCGAGGAGGAAAAACGGCAAGUGCGAAGUGACGGCCUCGUGCAGAGUGGAGUUAUCAAACACGUGCGAAGUCGCGGAAACGUACGAAUCGACAGAAUUGGCGAGAUUGCAAAUGUCCUGGGCCUCGAAGUUAUCCGGCGAAGCCAUGAAAGCGUAUAAAAGCGACCAGAUUUUGAAGAAAAUGAUGGGCGAAGGCAUUUUGUCCAAGACGCCUACUUUUUCAGACUUGGAAUUUGAACACUGGAUGAAACUCGUCAGAGUUCGAUUGGACAGAGAAUUACGAACGACUGGUUUACGCGCAGUUGCUGGACUCGAAGCGAACAAGUUGACCAAAAACGACAGCUUCGUUGAACGAGAAGUGACGUUUUCGAGAGCGCUGUUACCUGCAGAAGAUCCAGAAAACGUCGAGACGCGAAUACAAAACGCUAUUCGGUUACUCAUCGACCAAGUCGAAUCCAAGAAUAAAAAUAAAGACGGCGAUGCUAACGAUGGUGGUGGUGGUGGUGAUAAUGACGACGACGACCCGUACCUUCUCGGCGAUGGAGACUCCCCGGCCCUUGUCGACGAGGCGAUAGAUCCCAGGAAAAGCCCGACGGCAAUUUUAAAUCGACUUUCCGAACACGAGCUCGCGCAAAUGCACGGGUUAGAUCCAUCUCUGGUAUUCCCCGCAGAAACAGACGGUUUGACCACUGAAUUGAACGGUCGCGUUUUAUCCGGAAUCUUAACCGCGUCUCUUUUUGUCAAAAUCCUUCGCAGCGUCACCAAAGACGCGAAACCGGAAGUUUUACGACGGGGCACGCAGAUGGCUACCUCUUUAGUCGGUCGAUGCGCCAACGACGAAGGAAACUGGCGUGCCAUGUAUUUAGACGGUUUUCGCGGCGAUGCAUUGGAAGCCGGCGCUUUGAUGGCUCGAGAAGUUAUUCCAGACGAAGAGAACGAUAUCGUUUUAUUAAACAUCUUCGCCGCUCUGGAGGCGAUGGAAAAAGCGAAAAACCGACGCCCGGAGGAAGCGGGCGAAAUGAUCGAUAAAGAAGUGCUGAGAAAAAUGAAAGCGCAGCGACGAAUGAAUGCGGUGCCAAUCACCGAAAGGUUAUUCGCCACGCGAAACGCGGCGAUUCAGUUAGCCGGAAGUGGUUCCGUCGAGCAAGGUCGGGCGAUGUUGGAGGAAGCUUACGCGUUGCGAGUGAACCACGUGGAGAAAAGACGCAAAGAGUUAGGGUUGACUGCAAACGACGAACGGUUUGGUAUUCCAGAAACUUUGCCAGAGCUGAAAGCGCUGCUCUUUGUUUUAGAAUACGGCGGCGGCGCGUGGGAAGCUGACAAGAAAGGCGUGCAGAAACAAGUCGUGAAAGCGGUGUACGAGGCGUGCGAAAACGGGGCGAUGAAGAAAGACGCUGAGAAGGCGUUGGCGACGUUUGCAGCCGUUCGACGCUCGUUUAUAUUUGAAGAGAAGGAUUCUGAAUUCGGUCGAGAGUGGGAAGAGAAAUUGUUCGAGAAAUUCAAUCAAACAGGAAACGAAGGCGAGGACGAAGAGGAAGGAGGAGGAGGAGGAAAACCUAGCGUGCAGGAGAUCAUCGAAAAAUAUUACCCGAGAGGCGUCUCGGACGCGCUCGAGUUUGCCGUGCAAACGUACGACGCCGAAAUCGAGGCGCGCAGGAAAGUAUAG
Bathycoccus prasinos is the source of this 2775-nucleotide messenger RNA. RefSeq lists its product with no specific name. Lineage: Eukaryota; Viridiplantae; Chlorophyta; Mamiellophyceae; Mamiellales; Bathycoccaceae. The record is from RefSeq and is a predicted model, not a curated record. The transcript has a single exon. The coding region runs from base 1 to 2775 and encodes 924 amino acids.